Molecule: messenger RNA, 837 nt
Organism: Melozone crissalis (California towhee)
Lineage: Eukaryota; Metazoa; Chordata; Aves; Passeriformes; Passerellidae
Gene: MRPL24
Product: mitochondrial ribosomal protein L24
Exons: 6
Coding region: 68-715 (215 amino acids)
Biological process (GO): translation
Cellular component (GO): ribosome; mitochondrion
Molecular function (GO): RNA binding; structural constituent of ribosome
Source: RefSeq, a predicted model, not a curated record
CGCCGCUGUGCGUCUUGGCCACGCCCCCGGAGCGCGGGAGCGGCGCGGCCCCUCAGCCCGCAGCACCAUGCGUCUGUCGGUCCUGCUGAGCGCGGCACGGCCGCGGCUGCCCCCGGGCUACCGGCACGGCACAUGGCCCCCGGACUCCACCACCGCCCGGCUCCGCAACCCCCCGGGGCAGCGCCGCCGCAAGGUCUUCGUGGAACCCAUCGCCAAGGACGACUGGAAGGUGUUCAAGGGUGACACGGUGCAGGUGCUGGCCGGGAAGGACGCGGGGAAGCAGGGCUUGGUCAGCCAGGUGGUGCAAGCCCGCAACUGGGUGGUGGUGGAAGGACUGAACACGCACUAUCGCUACGUCAACCGCACCGCCAAAUACUCGAGCACCUACAUUGCCAGCGAGGCACCGCUGCUGCUCAGCCAGAUCAGCCUGGUGGACCCUGAGGACCGGAAGCCCACGGAGGUGGAGUGGAGGUUCACGGAGGAGGGCGAGCGCGUCCGCGUGUCGCUGCGCAGCGGCCGCAUCCUGCCCGUGCCCCCGCAGCCACGCAAGGAUGGCGUCGUGCCUGAGCAGUGGAUCGAUGGCCCCAAGGACACGUCAAAGGAGGACGCGCUGGCCAAGACGUACCGGCCGUCGUUGAAGACCUUUGAGGAGGAGAUCAUGGAUGCCAUGGGCAUUGUGGAGACACGAAGGGCCAAGAAAUCCUACUGGUAUUAACUGGGGGAGCUAGGAGCCUAGAAAUCCUCCUGGUAUUAACUGGGGGAGCUGGGAUUCUAGAAAUCCUCCUGGUAUUAACUGGGAGAGCUGGGAGCCUGGAAAUUCUUCUGGUAUUAACUGGG